Molecule: messenger RNA, 762 nt
Organism: Symbiodinium natans
Lineage: Eukaryota; Dinophyceae; Suessiales; Symbiodiniaceae
Source: the annotation of a GenBank genome assembly
AUGGUCAUGACAGCUCUGUGCAUCCUGCUGCAGCUCGCUGCCGUUGCGGCGUCGCGCGACCGGCUGCCCCCAUUUCAGCGACUGCAGGUCAGCUCCCCCAUGGUGGUGACCGUGAUCACAGACCCGACCCUGCACAAUGCCGAUCUCGAUGUUGCGGCAGACUCCACGGGCCUGGGCUGGACAGUCCAGUCACAGGUUCAGCCGAUGACCUUCGGAUCCACCCUGCUCCUGGGCAUGGACGACCGAGCCACCAGGCAACACUUUGCGUGGCCCGACGGGGCUCAGGUGGCUACCCUAAAGCUGCCAAUGCCGCUGCAAUCCGUCUCCGUCACUGGUGGCGCCCAAGUUCUGGUGGACAUUGUCACAGGGGACCUCGCAGCAGACGGCAAGAGCAACCUCACCGUGAAGAAGUUCCAGUCGCGUGCAAACGCCUCGCACCUGUUUCUUGCGGACGACGCGAACAUCACCGUCCGCUCGGGGAUCAUCGGCGAUGUUCUUGUGCAAGCCUGGCAUGAUGGCAAGGUGGACCUCAAAGGGACGGAGGUCUCUGGGAUGCUGAACAUGAGGGUCGAUCCGAGUUCCUCCGUGCUCAUCCUUCCCUCGGCCUCGGCGACACCGGCGCCAGCGGUCAACCUCACAAAUGCCACCAAGAACGUGAGCGCCGUGAGCAACGGCACCGCGCAGGCCCCCAAUGCGUCCAACGUGACGGUGGCACACAUCACCACGGCCCCUUCGCCGGAUGCGUCUGUGGUCAUCCCGUAG